Rattus rattus (black rat) is the source of this 876-nucleotide messenger RNA. It is a transcript of the gene Bax, whose product is annotated as BCL2 associated X, apoptosis regulator. Gene Ontology annotation, cellular component: mitochondrial outer membrane. NCBI's taxonomy places the organism in Eukaryota, Metazoa, Chordata, Mammalia, Rodentia, Muridae. The coding region runs from base 88 to 750 and encodes 220 amino acids. Gene Ontology annotation, molecular function: channel activity; protein heterodimerization activity; protein homodimerization activity. Gene Ontology annotation, biological process: positive regulation of apoptotic process; intrinsic apoptotic signaling pathway in response to DNA damage; mitochondrial fusion. The record is from RefSeq and is a predicted model, not a curated record. The transcript has 6 exons.
ACGUGAGGGCCGCACGUCUGCGGGGAGUCACGUGACCGGGGCGCGCCGCAGCCGCCGGGGCGCACCCGGCGAGAGGCAGCGGCAGUGAUGGACGGGUCCGGGGAUCAGCUCGGAGGCGGCGGGCCCACCAGCUCUGAACAGAUCAUGAAGACAGGGGCCUUUUUGCUACAGGGUUUCAUCCAGGAUCGAGCAGAGAGGAUGGCUGGGGAGACACCUGAGCUGACCUUGGAGCAACCGCCCCAGGAUCCAUCCACCAAGAAGCUGAGCGAGUGUCUCAGGCGAAUUGGAGAUGAACUGGACAACAACAUGGAGCUGCAGAGGAUGAUUGCUGAUGUGGAUACAGACUCCCCCCGAGAGGUCUUCUUCCGUGUGGCAGCUGACAUGUUUGCAGACGGCAACUUCAACUGGGGCCGGGUGGUUGCCCUUUUCUACUUCGCUAGCAAACUGGUGCUCAAGGCCCUGUGCACUAAAGUGCCCGAGCUGAUCAGAACCAUCAUGGGCUGGACACUGGACUUCCUCCGGGAGCGGCUGCUUGUCUGGAUCCAAGACCAGGGUGGCUGGGUGAGACCUCUCAGGCCUAGCUUAACACCCAUGUCUCUGUUCUCAGGAUGGCCUCCUCUCCUACUUCGGGACCCCCACAUGGCAGACAGUGACCAUCUUCGUGGCUGGAGUCCUCACUGCCUCACUCACCAUCUGGAAGAAGAUGGGCUGAGGCCUCCUGCUGCCUUGGACUGUGUCUUUUCUUCAUAAAUUAUGACAUUUUUCCUGGGAUGAAUGGGGAACGGGGAAAGGCAUUUUUCUUACUUUUGUAAUUAUUGGGAGGGGUGGGAAUGGUGGCCUGGGGGAGGCACCAAUAAACCUCAGGUCCACUUUGGA